Molecule: messenger RNA, 5362 nt
Organism: Mugil cephalus (flathead mullet)
Lineage: Eukaryota; Metazoa; Chordata; Actinopteri; Mugiliformes; Mugilidae
Product: suppressor of cytokine signaling 7-like
Exons: 10
Coding region: 302-3115 (937 amino acids)
Biological process (GO): intracellular signal transduction; phosphatidylinositol phosphate biosynthetic process
Cellular component (GO): phosphatidylinositol 3-kinase complex
Molecular function (GO): 1-phosphatidylinositol-3-kinase regulator activity
Source: RefSeq, a predicted model, not a curated record
CAUCAUCAUCACAUCCAUGUUGUCUGACCGGAGGAUGAGUCGGUAGGAGGCUAACAGCUAACGGAGUGGCAACACCGGGCGGGUUUCUCAUGUCCGUUCAUGUUUUGACGUUUUCCAGCGGAGCCGUUACCGUCUCGAACCGGUCCGGACGUCCCAUGGCUGCGGGUCGGAGCUCCGUGGGGCUGCCCGGGGAGUAGCUCUGCUCUGCGGCGGGGAGAUGCAGCAGCUCGCCGCUGUUUAUUUAUGUGGCUGUUAUGUAAGAGCGGAGCUGUAGCCGAGCUGCUAACGUUAGCCCGCCGCCAUGAACGACGCGCAGCAAGAAAUGUCCCCGGACUUCGUCCUGAUGCGGCUCGUGUCCGCGGCAGAAUACGACCGGCUGGAUGAGCCCGAAGACCUGAUGUCCGGAGGCGGUGGGUUCGGGCCCGUCAAAGCCGUGCUGGGACACCGAGGCGGCGGGUUUGAUCUGGACUCCAGCGGCCCCUCGGCAGGCCUCGGCUCAGCAUCCCCGCACUACAGCUCGCCGCUCCCCGGAAAAGGUGAGCUGGAGAGCGGGCUGGUGUUGACGCAGGCCUCGCCGGGCUCCGAGGCGCCGCUUUCACCUCCGCCGUCCGAGGACUUCGCCGUUGCUGCCCAGCGGUUCGUGGACUUCCCGGUGCAGCACGGACACGGCUCGGGCGGGCACGGGUCGAGGGCGCAGCUGAUGGUGUUUCAGAACCUGCUGCGGUCCGGAGACCGGAUCCUGGAGUGCGGGCUGGAGCAGCCACCCCGGGGCUUCAUCCAGGAGGAGGCAGAGAGACAGCGACAGCAGCAGCAGCAGGACCCAGGAUCAGGGACCGGUCCUGGUAGCACAACAGCCGGCCCCGGGCCUGGAGGCGGGAAGGACCAGAACUCGCACUGCAUCCCCUCUGCAGAGGAAAACCAACCCCUGCAGCUCCUGCAGUGGCACCCAGUCCUCAGACUGUCCAAGGGCUCCGACGGCUCUCAGACUCCUCAGCAGGGCGUCCCGGCUCUAGAGUCUGAGUCGGGGUCCGUCCUGUGCCACAGACACCGACUACUGACAGACCGGCUGGCUAAGUGGCCCCCAGGCCUGCUGGACCAAGCCUUGCGCCUGGGCCUGCUGGAGCCCAGGAAGAACUGCUCCUCCGGGGGUGAGGACUCCGUCCUGGCUCUCGCCCAGAGACUGGGUCAGCUGGGUGAGGGGAGAGAGGGAGGCGGAGGGGAGGACAUGGUGCUCCCGCUCCCUCGCUGCUCCUGCCACAGCGUCCUGGCUUCAGGGACGGGGGGCAUGGGGCCAGGUGAGGACCCCAGCGAGACUAGUGACGCCCUACUGGUACUGGAAGGUCUGGGGUCUGAGGAGGUAGGGGGCCUGGGGCAAGGAGGGGGACGAGAUGGACAAGACGGGGGCGACAUUGAGAAAGGAGAUCGGGAGGGGGAAGCUGGGACACCCGGGGGUGCAGGGCCCGUGUUCUCCAGUGGGACUCUGAGCGGUCUGAUGCGCCAGGUCCACAGACUGGCAGAGGAGGCGGGGGUCUGCACCGACCAGAGCUGCCGGUCCUCGCUGGCCGUCCUGGGUGCCGCGGUGUCCCUCCCGCCCUGUGUAGACCCCCGAGCCCCCAUCAGCGCCUCCACCGCCUGUCCGUACCCUCCCGGCCAUCCGCAGGCCCACCACGCUGCAGCGGCACUCAGCGGACUCCAAGUCUCCCCCGACCCCCUCACUUCCUCCAGCCCCGACCCCAGUACCCGGCCGCAGCAUCAGCACCAGUCCCGCUCCCAGCCCCAGAGCCGGGCCACCACCCCGAAGCUCGGCACGGCCUCGGGGGGAGUCGGGCGGUCCGCCUCCCCGCUCGUAGUCUUGGAGGGGGUGCUGGGAGGAGCGAGGGAGGGCGAGAAGACGCCGCGGGGGAAGUCCAGGAAAGGGGGCUCCCUGAAGGUCCGGCUCAGCAAGCUGUUUAGAACCAAGAGCUCCAGCGGGGGCUCGGGGGGCCUGCUGGACAAGAGGCCGUCCCUGGCGUCGUCCACCUCUUCCGGGGGGAGCCUGCUCGACGUGUGGGGGUCCAACUGCAGCAACACGGACCAGGACGGCAGCAGGCUGCAGGUUUCCAGACCUCACAGUGCCUUCUCUCCGGUGCCCUUCACUCCAGCUUUCACCGGUGAGACGGUCUCUCUGGUCGACGUGGACAUUUCUCGCAGGGGGGGGAACUCUCUCCACCCCCCCACCCCCCCUCCCCCACCCAGACGGAGCCUCAGUCUUCUCGACGAUUUCGGCGGCCCGCUGCAGCAGCAGGGUCCCUUCAUGGAGCGCGGCGUGGGGGCCUCCAUGCAGUCUCUGCCUCCCCGGCCGCUGGCCCUGCCGCCUUCGCUCAGCACCAUCCAGCACAGCCUGAGCCUCAACGACACGUUCCUGCGAGGUCUACCCCGGCCCGUCCCCCUGCGCCCAGACGGGCAGCACCCCCCGCCGCGGCUCGCCCCCCGCUGCCCCCUCAGCCGACCCGACGCCGGCAGCUUCGCCACCAGCCUCCGAGAGCUGGAGAAGUGCGGCUGGUACUGGGGCCCGAUGAACUGGGAGGACGCGGAGAUGAAGCUGAAGGGGAAGCCGGACGGGUCGUUCCUGGUGCGGGACAGUUCGGACCCUCGAUACAUCCUGAGUCUGAGCUUCAGGUCGCAGGGAGUCACACACCACACGCGCAUGGAGCACUACAGAGGCACGUUCAGUCUGUGGUGUCACCCGAAGUUCGAGGACCGCUGUCACUCUGUGGUGGAGUUUAUAGAAAGAGCCAUCAUGCACUCCAAGAACGGAAAGUUCCUCUACUUCCUGCGCUCCCGAGUCCCAGGUCUGCCCCCGACCCCCGUCCAGCUCCUGUACCCGGUCUCCAGGUUCAGCAGCGUGAAGUCCCUGCAGCACCUCUGUCGCUUCUGCAUCCGGCAGCUGGUCCGAAUCGACCACAUCCAGGAGCUGCCGCUGCCCACGCCGCUGAUCGCCUACCUGAGGAAGUUUUAUUACUACGACCCCGAGGAGGAGAUCAGCCCGACGCUGAAGGAGCUGCAGGAGGUGAAGGAGGUGAAGGAGCGAGGCUCGGGGCGGAGCGGCCAGCCUGGGGUCGAGUCUCAAACGUAGCACUGGAGCCGAGAGGCAGCUUCUUUUCUUUUCUUUCUUUCCUGGACUGAAGGACGUUCAAUCAUUCACACUGGACUCUCAGACUGCAGCCAAUCGGCUCCCUCCGCUCAGUCGCGUACCCGGCGGGGUUUCAGAUGAUCCGCCCUCCUCCGGGCUCUCUGAUUGGCUCACGGGGAGCCGAAGGGGAGGGGCAGGGGAUGUGGAGACUCCGCCUCUCUGUUGAUGUCAUCGCUGAGCAGGUUGACUGAGGGAAGAAAGGUGACGGGCGCUCGGAUGUGUAAAAGAAGAAUGGUCGCCUCCGGGUUCUUGAAGAGAAGCACUUUUGUUUGUUUGUUUUUUUUUUAUUAAACCUUCAGACGGCGGGACAGAGUCAGAAGAAACCUGAAAGCUGUUUUCGCGAUCGGUUACGAAAGAAAAGCUCAAAUACGGCCAACAAUUACAAAACAAAUCGGUGAUGGAAAUGAUCAGUUGCUGCUUUAAUUUAAACGGCACAAAACACACAGAGAAUCCACCUGCUGCUUUAAUAAUCAGAUCAACUCUUAAAUCUCAUGUUGUGAUUUUAUUCCUUUUUUUUUUCUUCCUGUUUUAUGAGAUAAACGAAUCAUUGAUUAUCUGAUUACUUGACGGUAAAAAUGUUCUUUCUCUGCAGCCUGAACUGAACUCUCAUAUCGACCGUCCACAGUAGAUUUGCUCUCGGUGCGAAGCCGUUUCCGUGUCCUCAUGGAGCAGAAUUGAGAAUCGGGUCGUCUCUGCUCCAUGAAGACACUGAAAGAUUUUCAGCGUAAAAGACUAAACAGUAUGGACUGGAGGUCUGUUGAGUUUCUCUUGCGGAGCUUUCUUGUUUUUCCUGUCGGCCAUCACCUCAGAUGCGUUGGUUUAAACGUUCGUCCUUCACUUUGGAAACAGAAGCCGACCGGCGAAUCUGAACAUGAGGUUGAUUUAGUGCAGCUUUCAGCAGGAGGUCCUCAAAUCAGCACCUGAGAUGUGUGCUCCGAGUUAAAGCUACAGGCGUUGUUAAGUCGUUCAGGUUGAUCGGAGCUGAACACGUUCGUCUGAUUGGUUAAUGAGCCUCUGGGUUCAGCUUCUUUGCUGCUUGUUGAGCUUUGACCUGCUGGUUUUCAUGUUAGCGCUGAGGGUCUUAUCAGAUCAGGCUAAACUCAAAGGCAGAGCGCGAUAUUCUGUCACUUCGGUACGAUUUCCUACUGCAGGUCUGAAUGUCUCUGAUGAGAUGGUCAGUUUGUUGUUGCUAGUUAGCAUUAGCAUCGGCCGCCUUUGUUCAAAAAAUGGAGACACUUUCGUUUCCUCUCGCUGACGAUCUUAAGCCCUGAACACAAACCGUCCCGCCGACGUGUCAGAAAGUGACGGCUGGUUUACGACACUUUUUUCGGAACAGACCUUCUGAUUGUAGAUGUGUGUUCUCGGUGUUGCUCCAUGUCGAGACGUCGGAGGAAUCUGAGCCGACGUUUGUAUCUGUUUGUAUUUUAUGCGGAAGCUUUUACUUAUCGUUUGUUUACAACCCUCAGAAUAAUUUAUCCCACUUUGUCCAAACACGUUUACAGUCGAGGUGUUAGCUGCUGUUACGAACGGUUACACGUUUCAGUGUUGCGGGCGGGGUGACGCCUGAGCCGAGGGACAGGCUCCGCCCGCUUUCACACCUUUGCACAGCUGACCAAUCACAGCACAGGGUGGGCGUGGCUGCUUCAGAUUCUGGUGUAGAAAUGUAGGUUUCACAUGUUUGAAGCACAGGGAGGCUUUUAAUUUGGAAAGCUGACAGUUAAGGAUGAAUGAAUGAAUCGGCUGAUUGACGUCGAGUUCACGGGAAUGAAUCAAACAAAUGAGAAUUGUUGUUUAUGUUGUUUGUUCCUCUGUUUGAUGUGGUUUUUCUUUUUUGCACUGCGUGAGCGAGACUAAGUUCAGGAUCCUGGAGGCGACCGACGCUCUGACUGUCAGAAACAUUACCAAAAAAAUAAGAGCAGAAGGAGGAGGAGGAGGUUUACUGUGACGACUGCUGAACUGAAACCUGACGUCACAACUAGCAGACACUGGAAAAACUGGACCUGAUCCAGACGCUGUCCCAGCCGACACUGGGUACACUGGGAACACUGGAGCUGGGAGCGGAGCGCCCUGCGGGGACUCUUCCAUGAUGUCAAACAGUGAACGUGGGACUUUAAAUCUGCACACAUUGUUGUGGAGGAAUCUGUGGUGUGUGUGCAGUCACCUGUUAAUAAAACAGAGUGUUGGACCGAU